GUUUCCUUCUGUCAAGGCUUCUGUGAACAGGGAUAGGUGAGCUAUUCUGGCCAAUGUUACCAAUUUUUCUCAGUGAUGAAGACCUGGGUUGAAGCCGAGGCAUUCUGUCUCAACCUCGGAGGACACCUCGCCUCAGUGCACAACGCCGAUGCCAAUAAAUAUAUCACCAGUUUCAUUAAAAGCAAGGACUCUUCUGGCCCUGUCACUUGGCUUGGAGCCUCCGACUGCCAGCAGGUUUCAGUGUGGCUCUGGACAGACGGGUCAAAAUGGGAUUAUACCAACUGGAAUAAAGGUGAACCCAGCAAUGGCAACAAUGUGGAGAGGUGCCUUCAUAUCAACUAUGCAGUUGAAAAUGGCUGGAAUGACGACAACUGUGUAUCAGAGUAUCCAUUUGUCUGUGUGAAAGAUAACAACUGACAGCAGCAAUGAAAAACUUUGAAGAUGCACAUAUUUCAAUACUUCAGUACUUUCAAUACUUUCUGUCUGUGACUAAAUAAAGUAACUCUAGCAUUCA
Messenger RNA from Polypterus senegalus (gray bichir), 514 nucleotides. Its product is annotated as lectin-like. The coding region runs from base 76 to 417 and encodes 113 amino acids. The record is from RefSeq and is a predicted model, not a curated record. The transcript is spliced from 4 exons. NCBI's taxonomy places the organism in Eukaryota, Metazoa, Chordata, Cladistia, Polypteriformes, Polypteridae.